CCGCGACAUUUUCGCGCGGAAAGCCGGGCGUUAUUGAGCCGUGGAAAGGUGAAAAAUAGAAUGUAAAAUUAGAUUAUUAUAUUAAGUGUAAUAUUUUUGUGCAAAUUUAUCGAUUUUACAGCUAUAGUGUACUAAUCAAACGUUAAAAUAGUGUAAUUGUGUGUUGAAUACGUCUACUGGCAUAUCUGAGUUCCUAAGAUUUUUUUCUUAGAGCAAUUGGAUUAAUUUGUGAAUGACAAGUCCAUGUUGCAGACAGUGGAAGCCUGUACCAGCUGAUCUGUACGCAUGAAUAUGGCACAAGCAGGUUCCUCCUGUGAAGCCAGUGAGAAUCGUGCCAACUUGAAAAGAAAGAGAAAUUCUACUGAUGAUGAGGUGGAGAACAUGCCACCUGUGAAGGUUGCAGCCAAGGUUGAAGAGGAACUGAGUGACCAACCAGCUCACAAUGUUGUUGUAGAGUCAUCAUCAUGUUCAAGCGAUGAGGAAGGCUCUGAGCAGCCGAGGAGUGUGUUCACAGACUUAGAUUAUAAUCCUGAUAGUUUUUUAAGCCCACCAAGUAUACCAGAAUUACCAAACUGUGUGCUGAGUCCUUUAGAAAAUGUUGCGAGAGGUGAAUGUACCCCACACUCCAAUAAGAGGCCCAGCUCUAGUAAACCCCAUUGUCCUUCACCCCCCAAGCGCAAGUGCCCUCUUCCAGGGCUGUCAUGGGCUGACCCCACAGAUGUGUGGAGAAGCAUGUGUGAAUGUGAUGCCAGAUCCAGUUUGAAGAAGAACCCUUAUAUGUUUGACAAUCAUCCUAAUCUCCAGCCGAGGAUGAGAGCUAUAUUACUGGACUGGUUGAAUGAGGUGUGCGAGGUGUACAAACUGCACCGAGAGACGUUUCACCUGACGGUGGACUACGUGGACCGGUACCUUACCAACACGGACGACGUGCAGAAAGGUCGCCUCCAGCUCGUUGGUAUAACAUGCUUGUUCAUCGCAGCGAAAGUAGAAGAAGUGUAUCCACCGAAAAUAGGCGAGUUCGCGUACGUGACCGACGGCGCUUGCACCACUGAAGAAAUACUAUUAGAAGAACUGUUGAUAUUAAAACUGCUGUCAUGGAGUAUCACGCCCAUAACAAUCAACAGCUGGUUGAACAUUUACAUGCAGUUGGCGAGUGAAGGGCGGAGCGCAAAGAGACGGCUGCUGGGCGAGAGCGACGUGGGCGCCAACGCACUGCGCGGCUACACGUUCGUGUUCCCGCAGUACUCGUCGCUGGAGUUCGCGGCAUGCGGCCAGCUCGUAGACCUGGCCGCGCUGCACGUGGACGUGAACCGGUUCGCGGCCAGCGCCGUGGCCGCCGCCGCCAUGGCGCACGCCUUCAGCAAGGAGCUGGCGCUGCGGGUCUCUGGUUACAGCUGGGAGGUGCUGCAGCCGUGCUACGCGUGGUUGGCGCCGUUCGUGGCCUGCGUACGCGCUUCCGGCGGCGUGAGUGCGGUGCGCGGCGGCGACGGAGAACACGUGCAACGCGGCGCUGGCCUGCGACUCAUCUGCCCCGACCUCAACGUUGACGAGAGCCAUCGCAUACAGGCGCACAACGUCUCGCUGGACAUGUUUGACCAAGUGUACCAGCAGUUGCUCGAGCAGACACAAGAGCCCGCGCAGGAGUCCACGUCACAAGACACGGAGCACAUCUACCCGCCCACGCCGCCGCAGUCGGACCAGAAGAGCCCCACCGCGCCCACCACCACCCCCUCCACGAGGCACAUCUCACCACCGCCCAUCGUCGAGUGAACUAGUGCGUAAAGGAUCAGGGACCCCUUAGUCAGGCUUUGGACACAGAGUUUGGGCUUUUGCACAAUCAAUAAGUUGUGGAAGCCAAGUGUGCAUCAGUCCAGGACGAAUAUGUUGUGUGAACCCUGUUGGGCAUCUUAAGGUGCGGACUUUUGAACAGACAUUAAGUUGUGAAAGCAAAGUGUUCUUCAGUCCACAACGAGCAUGUUGUGUGCAAACUGUUUUCGAUACCUUGAAGGGCUUUGGAUAGUGAGUUUGGGCUUUAAAACAGACAUUAGGUUGUGAAAGCCAAGUGUACAUCAGUCCACAACGAAUAUUUUGUGUGCAGCCUGUGUUUAAUACCUUAAAGGGCUUCGGACACUGAGUUUGGGCUAUUGAACAAUUAAUAUAUUGUAAAAGCGAAUCGUGCUGAAUAGCACCCGUUGAGCAGGGUCAACAAGUAAGUUUAGUGAAUACCGAGUAAGAUUACUCAAGAUCAUAUUACCAACAUGUUUUAAUGUUAGGUAAGGUAAAGCUAGCGCCACAAGUGUGGAUAAGGUUUUAAUAUAAUGAAAAUGAAUGAGAACGUUGACAGUAGACUUAACUUAAAUUUGAAGAUGAUUACUAGAACAGCUAGUAAGUCCCCCAAAAUAAAAUAAAAAAGAGUGCAGUGGACAGACCACCUUCAGAAACAAAGUUCUGUACUUUACUAUGACCAUCUCUUAACUGAAAAUGUGGGGUUAGAUGAACGUUAUUUUAUUAGUAAGAAAUUACUCAAGUCUGGCCCCAAGCUAAGUGAGAGACAUGAAACUGGUACUUCUGAUGUCUCAAAUAACGCAUCUGAAUCGUAUCUGUAGAUACGAGGAAUUUAUUUAUUCAAACUUCAUAUAUUUUA
Molecule: messenger RNA, 2644 nt
Organism: Pararge aegeria (speckled wood butterfly)
Lineage: Eukaryota; Metazoa; Arthropoda; Insecta; Lepidoptera; Nymphalidae
Gene: Cyce
Product: G1/S-specific cyclin-E
Exons: 10
Coding region: 286-1770 (494 amino acids)
Biological process (GO): G1/S transition of mitotic cell cycle; regulation of cyclin-dependent protein serine/threonine kinase activity
Cellular component (GO): centrosome; cyclin E1-CDK2 complex; nucleus
Molecular function (GO): cyclin-dependent protein serine/threonine kinase regulator activity
Source: RefSeq, a predicted model, not a curated record